This is a messenger RNA of Mus pahari (shrew mouse), 6559 nucleotides long. It is a transcript of the gene Ccdc141, whose product is annotated as coiled-coil domain containing 141. The record is from RefSeq and is a predicted model, not a curated record. The transcript is spliced from 25 exons. Bases 225 to 4763 code for a protein of 1512 amino acids. NCBI's taxonomy places the organism in Eukaryota, Metazoa, Chordata, Mammalia, Rodentia, Muridae.
UGUAGCUCUCUCUCCCCUUUCCCCCCUCCCUCUCGAUAAGCUCAAUGGGGCUGUCUAUUUUUAACUUCCUGUUCUUUCCUUUUGGCCGGGCAAUCAGUGUGAAAAGAGGCAGGCGCGUUCCCUGAAAGAGUCCCCGGUAGCCUCGUGGAAGCCUUCUGACAUGACCAGCAGACAGCAUCACUACCAAGGCUGCUCCGGGGUUUAAACCCUGCUUCUAAAGUGCCAUGUCCUGCAAAGAAAGUCCCCACGUGGGUGCUUCCACCACCACUGUCAGCUCUGUAGCGGUGCACGCUGGGGACUCCAAGAUCGUGAUAGCUAUUGUCAAGUGUGGCAAAUGGGUACGACUCCAACUGGCUGAAUCGAAGCCCAAUCUCCUAGAAAUUGGGAGCAGUCAAGAUGAAACCAAAAAACUGCUUCAAGAUCAUGAGCUGCUUCUGGCCAAGCUUAAGGCCUUGGAAGAUCGUGUGUGGGAACUCUUACGGGAAGCAGACAGGACAGCUGAAGCAAACAAGGCUCAAAGUCAGGUGUAUGAUGCCAUGGCCCAGACGCUGGGUGAAGCAUGGGCAACUCUGGUCUCCAUGCUUGAAAGAAGAAGGGAGCUCCUUGGACUGACGUCUGAGUUCUUUCAAAGUGCUUUGGAGUUUGCUAUAAAAAUAGACCAAGCCGAAGAGUUUCUGCAGAAUCCUCAUGAGUUUGAGAGUGCCGAAGCCUUACAAUCACUUCUUCUCCUUCAUGACCGACAUGCCAAAGAACUCUUAGAAAGAUCUCUAGUCCUUUUAAACAAAAGUCAACAACUGACUGACUUCAUAGAAAAAUUCAAGUGUGAAGGAUCUAUCGUGAACUCUGAGCUGAUCCAGGGAGCUCAGAGCAGCUGUCUGAAGAUCGACAGCCUCCUUGAACUUCUGCAAGACAGGAGAAGGCGGCUGGACAAGUACUUGCAGCAACAGCGGCAGGAAUUGUCUCAGGUUCUGCAGUUGUGUCUGUGGGACCAACAAGAAAGCCAGGUUUCUUGUUGGUUUCAGAAAGCAAUAAGAGAUCUGCAGGAACAGAGUCUGGGCGCAUCACUUUCAGACAACAGAGAGCUAAUCUGCAAGCAUGAGGACCUGAUGGUUAAAGCAAAGGAAUGGGAUUCAGCCGCAGAGAAGCUGAAAAGCCAGGCUUUGGGGAUUCUACUGUCAAAGGACUUGGCAGAAAAGGAACAUCUACAGCUCUGUAACCAGAAACUGAAUCGGCUUCAAGAAGAGUUUGGACGACUCACGGUGGAAAGGAAAGCCUGGCUAUCAAUGGCAAAUGACUUUUUUACCAGUGCUAACGAGGCAUUUGAUGUACUUGGAAAAGUUGAAGCUUACCUUAAGCUCCUUAAAUCAGAGGCUUUAAGCCUGCCUGUCUUGGCAGCAAAGCAUGAGGAAUUACACAGAGAAAUUAAAGACUCUACAGCCACUGCUCUGCAAAAGGGACGGACCUUAAUCAGCCAAGUAGACUCCUGCCGCUCUCAGGUGACAGGAAUCCACGAGAUGAUGGGAUACAUUCAGAAGCGAGUGGAUUGUCUCACUGAACAGUGUACAGCGCACGAGGAAUUUGCCCUCCAGAAACAGCAGUUAGCAACGUCAGUGGACGACUACCUAAGGAAGGUGGAAAUGUCAAUUCAGGAAAUCAGGCCCAUUCUUGCUACCACAUUGGCUGUUGCUUCCAGCCCUUCUGAAUCAGAGAAGAUUUUAAAUAAAUAUCUGGAAUUGGAUAUCCGAGUCAAGGAGACGGCACACGCAUUAGAAGCAGCUGCAAAAAUCAUGACAGAGAAAAAUGAACUUGAACUCAAUGAAGUGGCAUUGCUUCCUCUUAAAGUGAAAUGGCUAGAGGAAGAAUUAAACACGCUUGGUCGAAGCAUCAGCUGCAGGUCGCGGGUCCUGCAGACGUACGUGGCAUUUCGAACGUCAUCCGAGGAGGUAGAGGAACAGCUUCGGAGCCUAAAGGAAUUUUAUCUGACUGAAAUUCCUUGGAAAGAUCAAGAUGAUGCUGCAGUCAAGUGCCGGUCUAACUCUGCUGAGAGGAAAUGGCAGCUAUUUUUAAAGAAGAGUUUUUUGACCCAGGACUUGAACCUCGAGUUUCUGAACUUAAUAAACAUGGCAAAAGAGAAUGAGAUAUUAAAUGUUGAAAAUGAAAUGCACAUUAUGGAGAACAUUAUGGAAAAGCAAACAAAUGGAAGGGAAGAGCUCAGCCGUCUCCGAGUGGCGUGGUACCUCAAAGCCAUCGAAGGCAAGCCUGUGAGAGAGCAGUGGGAAAUGUUCAAAGAGAAACUUAAAAAGACUACUCACAGUGUAAAACUUCUCCAUGAAGUUCUCAUGCCUGUCUCUGCGCUUGACCUUGGGGGAAGCCUCCAGAGCACGUCAGAUCUGCGGAGGAGGUGGAUUGCAAUGAAGCCUCAGCUCCAGCAACUGCAUGAGGAUGUUCAGCAAAUCACAAAAGAGUGGGAUGUGUUAAGUAGUCAGGGAGCUCCCCUGAAGGAGAAAGCUGAACAGCUGAAGGACCUUAUCCAUCUCCACCAGAGGCAGCGAGAGCGAAUCCAGGAAUAUGAGGAAAUCCUGUACAAGACAGUCCAGUUCCACCAGGUCAAGGAAGAGCUGACUCAUCUCAUCAAACCAAGAGAACUGGAGCUUCUAGAACAGCCCAUGGAACUGGGAAAUUCUGAGGAGGUCCAGAUGCAACUGGGCCGUUCUCAAGAAAGGCGGGCACAUGUAGACCAUCUCCAUCGGCUGGCCGUGUCCUUAGGAGUGGACAUCAUUUCAUCUGUGCAACAACCUAAUUGCUCUAAUAUUUCUGCGAAGAACCUGCAGCAGCAGCUGGAGGCCCUUGAACUGGAUAGCAGGAAUUGGAGUGCCCAAGCCAAAGAACAUGAGCGGGCCCUGUCCUGCAGCUUGGAGUACUGCACCACACGCGAUGAGAUUAAUGAGCUCAAAGAGUCAUUCAAAGAUAUAAAAAAGAAAUUCAACAAUCUGAAGUUUAAUUACUCCAAGAAAAAUGAGAAAUCUCGAAACUUAAAGACUCUUCAGUAUCAAAUCCAACAAGUGGACGCAUACGCUGAAAAAACUCAGGCUCUAAGGAAGAAAAUGGAAAAAGUUAAUAAUAAGACAUCUGAUUCAUUCUUAAAUUAUCCAAGUAAUAAAGCUAACAUCCUUUCGGAAGCCAUGGAGGAUUUGAAAAAGCACAUGGAUGACUUUGACAAAGUUGUGACAGAUUACAAGAUGAAUUUGGACCUGACUGAACAUCUUCAGGAAGUAAUAGAAGAGUGUAACUUUUGGCACGAAGAUGCAAGUGCCACCGUUGUGAGAGUUGGGAAGUAUUCCAUGGAGUGCCAAACAAGGGAAGCUGUGGACAUCCUCCACAGGCAGUUCAAUAAGUUUAUUACUCCCUCUGUGCCUCAGCAAGAAGAAAGGAUUCAGGAGGUCAUCGACCUUGCUCAACGCUUAUAUGGUUUGGAAGAGGGGCAGAAAUAUGCUGAGAAGAUUGUCAUAAGACACAAGGAGAUUCUUGAAUCUAUUACCGAAUUAUGUGGGUCUCUUGUGGAACUUAAAGAAAAACUGAUGCAGGGAGAGGUUCCAAAGAUGAAUUCAAAUUUGGAAGAUUUCCAUGACAAUUGCAUUGAUCUGCUAAAGGAGCCAGGGAAAGAUGAGCAGACAACCUUCAAUGAAGAAAGGAAUGAGGGGCAGGUGCAGGGAGCAGAUGUGUUGACCAUCAAUGGAACAAGAGAAGAUGGGCUUCCCAUGGACUUGAGGCAGACCUCAUCUGACAAAGAGGACAGCGCCCAGGGUCUGAUCCUUCCAGAAGAUACGCUAUCUGGAGAAGAAUCUGAGUGUAUCUCAUCUGAUGAUAUCUCUUUGCCUCCACUGCCAGUGAGCCCCGAGUCCCCUCUGGCACCAUCAGACAUGGAGGUAGAAGAACUUACCAGCUCCUCAGCCCUCGCCCUGCACAUCAGCGGCUACAAGAUGCAUCCAGGGACAGGUGGUCUAGGAAAGGCCCAGGAGUCUGUCCUUCCCUCACCGGUUGCUUUUGUAGAUGGGGGCCAUAGUAAGAAAGACACAUUUACAAGUCAUUUUGAGAGGCCCUAUCCACAAUUGAAAGCUGAAUCCUCAUUAUCCUCCAGAGGAUCAGUAGAGAUGAGUACCAAGUUGCACAUCAAUGUGAAAUGUCCAGCGAGCAUGCCUCAUGAAGUGCACGACAAAGCUUUACAGCAAUGCUCCCAGGCUCUGGGGAUCUCGCUAGAAAUGCAGGAGAAAGUGCAUGCUGAGUCUAACGUCACUAAAACCCAAGACAGGCUGCAUGCUGCCCUUGAUGUGUCCCCUGGCCUCAGCUCUCAACCAGACACCAGCGGGAGCCAUCAGAGGCGAGUGGGUCCCCAAGGAGACGGGAAAAACUCAUCCGCAGAAAACAGCGUGGUCAGCCUAGCUGGCCAGGCACCUCAGUUCUCCAGGCUGCUGUCCAAUGUAACUGUCACGGAAGGUUCCCCGGUGACUUUGGAAGUCGAAGUAACAGGAUUUCCAGAGCCUACACUGACAUGGUUCAAGAAGGGCCAGAAACUGUGUGCAGAUGGACACUUACAGGUCUUGCACAAGGACACAAAGCAUUCGGUGUUCAUUCCGAAGGCAGGUCCUACUGCAUCUAAUGUUGCUGCUGCUGCUGCUGCUGCUGCUGCUGCUGCUGCUACUGCUGAACGCUGUGUAGCCCUUUCCAAGGCAUCUCAGUGGAAGAAGGGCUCAUCUACCUCUUGACAACUGAGUUUUUAUUUUAUGUCCUGUGGUGAUCUGGCCAAUGGAAAACUACUCAGUGAAGACUCAUUACAAUGCUUGGAAUGAUUUGCCAUCAUGCUACUCAUUACCCAUUAAUUCCCUUUCAGAUUCUGAUCUUUUAGAAUAUUAAAUGAAAAGAGCGCUGUUAAUAUGUAAUUCCCAACUACUCCCUUGGGGGAGGGUAAGACUGAUGUUCUAUGAAUUAGAGUUUAAAUUCCUUUCUAACUUCUUAAAACUACAUCCUUUUCAAAGGCUCUGAACAGUAACCUCUGGAGGAUAUAGUUAGGGUGUUUUAGGGGGAGUCUGGGUAAGAUAGAAGAAGACAAAUCUAGCCUUCUUUUGUGCAAUUAUCACUGUAAUACUGAAGAAUGUUGUAUGGCUUCCUAAUACGAAUUAUUCAAAAAAUAAGAGAGGCGUUUGUUUUCAUAUUUUAAACUUUGUCAUGCUAGGGUAAAAUCUUAAGCUGAAAGAAUAAUUUAUUACAGAUUUUUGAUGAAGGGAAGAAAUUAAUUAUGUUGCUGGAAGACUGUCUACAAAUAAUCAAAAUAUUUAAAUAGAAUAUAUUUGACAUGAUAUUAAAAAGCUACUGAAUGUUGUGGAAGAUAAGAAAUGUCUAGUCUAGUAAAAAAUUGGCCUAUUUUUCUUGUCCUGUGUAUACUAUUUAAUUAAAAAAUUGUAACUGUUUUCUUUCAAGUUUUGACAGAAAGCUAUUAAAAUCUUACAUAUACGUCAUCCUGAGGACCUCAAUCUUUUCACUCUCAUCAUUUUGUCCAAUUUUAAGGUUUUCCAUAUCUUACCUAGCUGCUAUGGCCUAUGUGGAAGGUAAACCAUAAAAUCUAUUCACGCCCAGAGGAGGCAAGCAGGUAACAAAUUCCAUCCUGUCACACUUUCUAGCAUGUAUUAAUUUGAUGAGGUCUCUGUUCCAAUACCGUCACCCUGGUUUUAUUUAGGUUUGAAGAUUGCCAGAGCAUGUGAAUUGCAAGCUCACUUUACCUGUUUCGCUUCAGUUAAUAUUCUUCCUUCAGGGAGCCAAAUGAUAUAGACCUUCAUCAUGAUGUAUGACCCACUAAGACCUGUAAAAUCCCCCCAAGAUGCACAUUUGUAUGUGUGUAUAAAUUGAGCCCAUGUAUUGGAGCAAAAUACUAUGUGGGUAUUCAAGAUAUAGUUCAAAUAGCUUUGUAAAUAUCUCAUCCAUCUUAGGUAUGAGUGGACUAUUCAUGCAGCAGUGAGGAAUUCUAAGCAACCAUAAGACUGUUCUAUUAAUUAAAAAAAAAAAAUCUUAAGUAUGGGUCUCCUUACUGAUGGAGUUUCUACCUUUACUAAAGUUUUGUGUAUUGAAAUUCCAGACUGAAAUUUGGCCACUGAUGACUUGUCCAUCUUGCAGUAACUAGCUUCCUACCCAUGCCUAGAAGCACUCCCAAGGACUCUGUGGGCCACACAUACACAGAAAAUGUGAAAAAGGACAAAGGGUUUGUUGGAAAGAAUGGUUCCAGCAGCAGAGGAGGGCGGUGACAGAAGGGACAUGAAAAUGACUAAAAUUCAUCAUGUAUGAACUCUCAACGAACUAAAGUGGAAAAAAUUUUUGAGAAAAUUCGAGUAAGGCUUAAAAUAAAUUAAAGGUAAAUACAUAAUUUAUAUCUAUCCACUUCUAGGACCUAUUCUAGGCAGUAAUAUAAACAUAUUUUCAAAAUGAAGAUCAAAAUGGAAUGAAAGUAAAAAUUAUACAUGUGCUUAACACGCCAAAGGAAGACAGAGACAUGUGAUUUGGGUUGCUGGGA